GUACUAUGAAGGCAAAAAAAGGGGGCGGGGCUUGUUAGGGAACAAGAUGUCUUCUUCAUGUUCUUGUCUGCUCCUGCUCGCCUCUUUGAUCUCCAUCGCUGCUGCUGAUACUAAUGAGAUUACAGUAAACCUGGACACUGUGCAGUGUGUGGUGAGUGAUCAGUUCCUCUCUGUCACCAUUGACGCAGGAUCAGUGGGUAGAGGAGAAUGGACAAAAUUUGACUUCACUACUUCCAAGAUGCUCAACCUUGCACAAGCUCUGCGCCCUACAAUGCUGAGAAUAGGUGGAACAUCACAAGAUUAUCUAAUUUUUCAGAAAAAUCAGAGCAGAAAUGAGUUACCACAAGAAGACAAGAGCCCCAUGGCUAAUUUCAAUAUGACGAUUGAAGAUUGGUUCGCCAUCACCCAGUUUGUAUAUGAUAUAGCUGGCUGGGACUUUAUUUUUGGACUAAAUGUUCUCCUGCGUAAUAAAGAUGGCUCCUGGGACAGCAGCAAUGCCAGAGAUCUGUUGAAGUACUCUGCAGAAAAAGCACAACUCGUUAACUGGGAACUGGGAAAUGAACCAGAUUUAUUUUCUGAGAAUAUCAGUGUGAAAGCAGAGCAGCUGGCAAUGGAUUUCAAGACCCUUAAAGAUCUACUGGUUGAAUUACAAAUCUCACCACAAUACAUUGGCGGCCCUGACGUAGCUACUCUGAAUCGAGGUGCCUUCUUUACCAGCUUUCUGUCACAUGUGGACCCAAGUGCUAUCCAAGCAGUUACAUGGCAUCAUUACUAUCUAAAUGGAGCCAAAGCUGUGUUGCCAGACAUGUUCAAUGUUGCUGUACUAGACUCGUUCAUCAAUGAAGCCAAAGAAGCUAAGAGCUACGCAUUUAAAUAUCUCCCCAAGGCUGAGCUAUGGCUUGGAGAGACAUCCAGUUGUUAUGGAGGUGGUACACCAGUUCUGUCAAGCAGCUUUGUAUCAGGAUUCAUGUGGUUGGACAAGCUUGGUGUGGCUGCCCUCACCAACACCUCCAGAGUGUUCAGGCAAGACUAUAUUGGAGGUUCCUACUCUCUUCUGGACUCCUCCUUCAACCCAUUACCAGACUACUGGUUGUCAGUGCUGCACAAGAGGUUGGUGGGAGUGAAUGUAUUGAAUGUUAGUGGAGCACUGGACCAUGGGAGACAUGUCAGGGUCUACGCACACUGCGCUAGGCAACCAGCGUACCCGUCUGGAGAUGUGGUUCUGCUUGUCCUGAAUCUCCACACGUAUGACACGACUGCCACUCUCAUGUCCCCCUCCCUGGCAGCUGCUCCGAGAGAUGUCUACUGGCUCUCUCCCCCGGGAAACACCACCAACGUACUCAGCAAGGAGGUGGCUCUGAACGGAGUGGUCUUGUCACUGAACAACGAUAGCCUCCCUGACCUGCCCCCUCUCCAGCAGUCAGCCACACCCACCUUACACCUCCCAGCACUCUCGUUCGGGUUCUACGUCUUUAAAGACACCAAAGCAAAGGCUUGUAUGUGAUCAAGUGCUGCAACUUUAUACUUUUUUUUUGCUAUGAUAGAGGACAAACACUUUAAUUGUUUUGUACACAUCUUGGACAUUUUGGAAAUUUGAGAAUGACUAUUAUUUUAAUUACA
Messenger RNA from Halichondria panicea, 1620 nucleotides. RefSeq names its product heparanase-like. The record is from RefSeq and is a predicted model, not a curated record. Lineage: Eukaryota; Metazoa; Porifera; Demospongiae; Suberitida; Halichondriidae. Gene Ontology annotation, molecular function: hydrolase activity, acting on glycosyl bonds. Gene Ontology annotation, cellular component: membrane; extracellular matrix. The coding region runs from base 47 to 1504 and encodes 485 amino acids. The transcript is spliced from 9 exons.